UUUAUUUCCUUGAAGAAUUCCUUUACAACCCACACCUGUUGCUACUUGCAUAUCUCCUUUUCAUCUGUAAAGCGUGACGAAGAAGAAGAAAACGAAAAAAAUCAGCUAAAAUGAAGAAGAAACGAGCAGUAUCUGAGGCGAGUACGAGGGACAAUCAGACGGCAGAGCUUCUGUUAAGUCUCAAACCAUCUUCUACGCCGGUUCGACGGGGCGAUUCUAAGUCUCGCUCCAAACCCUCGGCUGACGUCACUCUCGCUCCAAACCCUAACGGUCCGUCAGUCAAGGCUGUAGGUGCCACCACUUGUAUCUGCAAUAUAUCAAGUAAAAGAAAGCUGGACGAAUUGAAUCCUGCUACGUCGAACAGCAAGUAUUCCCCUCACUUGCUAGAAGAUGCGGAAUUGUGUCGUAACGUUUUGGAUCAUCUUUCCACGCUGGGGGAGGUAUUGGCGCAUCGAGCAAUGUCGGAUGAGAUUAGUCUGUUGGUUAAACUCACUUGUUUAACUCCGGAACUAUUGAGUCGUUUUGAGCGUAGCUCAAAAGUCGCUCAAAGAAAAUCAAAGCGGGUCGAAAGGUACAAACGGAAGCUAGCUGAUAAGGACGAGGAGAUUCGUCGUUUGAAAGAGGAAGUUAACAACUUGAAGAAGUAUAAAAAGAUGACCAAAAAGGACUCCGAAGUUAAGGAAGUGACUCGUUGUUUGGACGAGGUUAGCGUUGAGCAUCAAAAGGAAGUGUCUGUUUUGAAGAUGUGUUUGCAAGAUGUCCAAGCUCAAUUGGAGUAUAAGGAUCGGCUGCUUGUCGAAGGGGUAACUGAGCUAGAUUCGUUGGUGGCUGAACUCAACUGCCAUUCGGCUAAAGAGCAAGUUCGGGUUGAAGAGUCUCGGACUUUUAAUGAAUCUAUUCGCUCUCUGCAAUCUCGCCUGGAAGAGUUGCUGGCAGAUAAUCGGAGGUUGAAGGAUGACCAAAAAAGUCCCGAGUUUCUUCCUGGAGUCUUGGACUUGAAUGAAUCUAUUCGCCGCGUGGAUGAGUUGCAAGCAGAGAAUCAGAGGUUGUUGGAGGAUAAUCAGAUGUUGUCGGAGGAUGACCGAAAAAGUCUCGAGUUUCUUCCUGAAGUCUCGGACUUGAAUGCAUCUUUUCGCCGCAUGGAUGAGUUGCAAGCGGAGAAUCAGAGGUUGUUGGAGGAUAAUCAGAUGUUGUCGGAGGAUGGCCGAAAAAGUCCCGAGUUUCGUCCUGGAGGUGAGCUGGAUCCGUUUCAGAUGCUGUUGCAUGUAUUAAGUUUGAAACCAUUUGAUCCGAUACCAACAUAUACAUUUAAAUUUGAUUAAUAAUAUUUUGUUUACUCAAUCCUUUUGAUUAAAUGUAUAAUCUGUUAAACACAUUAAAAGUAUGGAAACGUGAUUGAUAAAUUGGCCAGUAAACAUGAACUGGACGUUUUAGUGAACCGUUUGUGAA
Molecule: messenger RNA, 1449 nt
Organism: Helianthus annuus (common sunflower)
Lineage: Eukaryota; Viridiplantae; Streptophyta; Magnoliopsida; Asterales; Asteraceae
Product: spindle pole body component 110
Exons: 6
Coding region: 111-1322 (403 amino acids)
Source: RefSeq, a predicted model, not a curated record